Messenger RNA from Seriola dumerili (greater amberjack), 5214 nucleotides. It is a transcript of the gene phldb1b, whose product is annotated as pleckstrin homology like domain family B member 1. The record is from RefSeq and is a predicted model, not a curated record. NCBI's taxonomy places the organism in Eukaryota, Metazoa, Chordata, Actinopteri, Carangiformes, Carangidae. The transcript is spliced from 28 exons. Gene Ontology annotation, molecular function: protein binding. Gene Ontology annotation, biological process: regulation of microtubule cytoskeleton organization. Gene Ontology annotation, cellular component: basal cortex. Bases 1 to 4944 code for a protein of 1647 amino acids.
AUGGGGGAGACGUAUCCAGGGAUCGAACCGCCGACCCUCCGAUCAGUGGACCAGCUGCUCUGCCUCCUGAGCUACAGCUGCAGCGUUAGAGGUGUCCUGCUCAAUCAAGUUCACCCUGAUAGGAUUGAGACCCAGGAGCAGCUCUGUGCCAUGGAGGCGAUGCAUUUGCUGGACAAUUGGAGAAAGGAUCUUCAUGUGUCGCAGGGAGACGUGGACAACUCAGAGGACAUGGACCGUCUGAACAGGAACAUGCCCGAGUGUGGACGGCAAACCCACCAGGUGUUACAGAGCACCCCGCUGGACCUAAUCGAGAGUGGGAAGGGGCUGAAGUUCCAGGCGGAGCGCCCCCACCUGGUCAGCCUGGGUAGUGGACGCCUGAGCACCGCCAUCACCUUGCUGCCCCUGCCUGAGGGCCGGACCACUCUGGGUCAUGGUUCCAUGGACAUCAGCAUCCAGGGCCCCGGGGUGGCUGCCCAGCACUGCUACAUCGAGAACAGGUCGGGGGUCAUCACGCUGCACCCCUGCGGGAAUCUGUGCGCCAUCGAUGGGCUCCAGGUCACGCAGCCGGUCCGCCUGUCGCAAGGCUGUAUGCUGUGUUUUGGCCAGUCGAACUUCUUCCGCUUCAACCACCCUGAAGAAGCCUUCAGGAUGAAGAGCAUGAUGCCGCAGGCAGGAAGCGUCUCCACCGGGGACUACAGGAUGUGUGCAGACACAGAGAGCUUGGUCAAUGGGAAUCACCAGGCCAGUCCGGCCCAGUCUCCCCCAGCUCCUGGAGAGAGAGUCCAGUCCGAGCACAGUGCGAUCGUCAGCUCCAUUGAGAAGGACCUCCAGGACAUCAUGGACUCCCUAGCCAUGGACGACCCUCAGCCUUCUUCCCUGGAGGCCAAAAAGCCUGCCGGAGGCCAAGCGGUUCCUCACUCCCCCCUGUCGCCGAUGGUCAACGGAGGGGGCCGGUAUCUGCUGUCCCCUCCCACCAGCCCAGGGGCCAUGUCCGUGGGGUCCAGCUAUGAGAAUACAUCCCCUCCCUUUUCUCCCCUGUCCUCACCCUCAGCGGCCAGCAGUGGGAGCUUUACCAGCCCAUCUCCGAGUGGAGGACCCCAGGACCAGAGUUCUUCUCUGCCGCCAGUGCCUGUACGCUCCUCUAGCUACAAUUUCACCUCCCAGCCUCCGCCUGUACCCCAGCCACGGACCAUACUGCCUAACUUCAGCAGCGGUGGGGCGGGACAGAAGGUCCAGGAAAGCCCCAGGCUGCAGAGGAAAGUCUUAAUAGAAACUCCUCCAAGCCCCAAGCCAAGCCGCAGAGGACUGGGCCAAGAUGGGUCUGAGAGCCCCCGACAGACCGCCCUCCUGUCCUCUAAUGAAUCUCUCAAUAGUAGAAACAUUGUGCCGAGUAGCCCCAGACUCACUCCCAAAUUCCCCACCUGUUCAUCCCCGUCUCCCUCCAGUCCCAGGACCAAGACGACCACGGUGCUCCAGGAAAGGCCUGCCAGCCCCUACAGAGAUCAGCCCGCUCUAGCUGAUCGCUCCCUCACCUCCAGCCCCUCCAGGCAGCUUUCCCAGCCCACCAGAGCCUUCCAGCCUCCCUUGGAUCCCAUCGUCCACAUCAUCCAAGGAUCGCCGCUACAGCAGCAUCCGCGUUCACUGCAGCCCCCCGAAAGCCCUCGCAUGGGCAGGAGGAACCUGGAGCUGAACGGAGGCGGCGGAGCGAGCAGCAGCACUAUGAGAGAGCUGCCGCCUCUUAGCCCCUCCAUGGCUCGGAGAGGGGUCCCGGUACUCCCGGGGGCGCUACCAGGGACAGUCCCCAGCUUGAGGACUCCAGAUAGUCCCUCAGGUCUUGCUAAGCUUGUUCCAGAGAGUCCCAGGCUCAGACGAAAGAGUGGGUCCACAUCUGAGGAGCCGAUGUGCAGCAGGGGGAUCAGAGCCCGCAGUCCUUCACCUACCUCUGCGAUGAUGGAGGGUGGCGGCGGUGGUGCCGGGGUACGAAAGGCCAGCUUUGGAAACACUCUGUCUCCUGCUUACAGUCUGGGCUCCCUGCCUGGCUCGUCCCCUGUAGCCAGCCCCAGGGCCCACAGGAAGAUGUCCGCAGGGAGACCCCACCCUGGGAUGAGGGAGAGGAAGAACAGCAUCACGGAAAUCAGCGACAAUGAGGACGAGCUGCUGGAGUACCACCGGCGGCAGAGAGAGGAGAGGCUCCGAGAGCAGGAAAUGGAGAGACUGGAGAGACAGCGACUAGAGACCAUCCUGAACCUCUGCGCUGAAUACAACAAAGGAGAGAGCCCCGGUCUGGACCCUCUGGGCUCGGCGAGGACGGGUUUCCCCGGGGGGCUGGCAGACGGCUCUGGGCGCAGACCGUCCAUGGAGAACGUCCUGGGAGGGACGCCGUCCUCGGCAACGCUCCGCCUGGCGCAGAGGCUGAGGGAGAGCGACGAUGAGAACCUGAAGGAGGAGUGUAGUAGUACGGAGAGCACUCAUCAGGAGGUGAGGACAUCUCCUGCUCUCAGCACAGCAUCAGCACUGCACAAUGGAGACAGACAGGUCAGACACGAGGACUCCAGCUCAGGCAGCGCAGGUCGUCUGGAGCUGGGCUACCUGGUGGACGAGCGGGUUCGUGUUCUGGCUCGGAUCGACGAGCUCAAAACUCGACUGACUGAGCUGGAGCAGCAGCUCCAGGAGUCCAAACAAGAGGCGGAGAUGGAGCGUGCCUUGCUGCAGGGCGAGAGGCAGGCGGAGCUCGACCAGAUGGAGGCUGAGACGGACAUCAUCACUCAGCUGCAGCACAAGCUGGACGAGCUGGAGAGCGCCAUCCAGAGGGAAAAAGACAAGGAGAGGGCUAAUGUUGAGGCCGAGCGCCGGGCCCUGCAGAGCCUCCAGGAGGGCUACGCUGAGCUGAAGAACCAGCUUCAUAACUGUCCCGAGUCCCUGCGAGAACAGUUGCAGGAACAGCUCAAAAGGGAUGGAGAGACGUUGGAAGCAGGAACCAAAAAGUUUGAGGACCUGGAGUUUCAGCAGCUGGAGAGAGAGAGCAGCCUGGAGGAGGAGAGAGAAACCAUCAGUCAGCAGCUGCUGCAGGAGAGAGCGGAGUACCACAGCAGCGUGGCCAAGAGGAAGGAGAAGGUGUCUGCUCUGGAGAACCAGGCCAACCAGCUCAGCCUGCAGGCGUCUCAGGAGUGUGAGCGUCUGACUAAAGACAGAACCCUCACACUGCAAAUGCUGCAAAAGGAGAAGGAGAGGCUGUUGGCCUUGGAGAAGAGAUACCACAGCCUGACUGGAGGGAAGAGCUUCCCCAAGUCGUCCACUGCAAUGAGAGAGGAGUAUAUGAGGCUGUCGGACGUUUAUAAGAUGUACCACCGUGACAGCAGCAAGCCCGCCUCGCACGGCCGCUCGUUUGCCAUAGAUGCUACAUUAGCUGGCGCCUGCGAGGAGUAUGUGACAGUGGGCCAGUUAAAUCAGAUGUAUGGGAUGCCAAAGGUGGAGUCGUCCCCUACCUCCCCGCUUCGCCAGCCCCUGCAGUCUGGAGCCGUAGACCCCGCCUUCUCCUGCCUCCCCUCUCCUCAUGGCUCCUCCCUCUCUCUCUCUGUGGAGUACCAGGCUGAGGGCAGUAGGCCUCACCUGCCCAAGCUAGAUUUAGAGCAGUGGUACCAGGAGCUGAUGGCUGACUCCAGCCAGCUAUGUCCUCCCCCUCUGCCAGCCAAGUCUCUCUCGGGCCGCAGGCCUGUGCUGCAGGUGUUCCGCUCAAAGCUGGACAGUGAUCCAGGACUUUCUCUUCAUCAGCCCAAAUCCGGCUCUGCAUCCCCUCUGCAGCAGGGAGCAGCAACACUGGGACGCAACUCAAGCUCCAAGAGCCCCCUGCUGGUGGCCAACAGCACUGGCAGUCUGCCCAGGAACCUGGCUGCAACCCUGCAGGACAUCGAGACCAAGAGGCAGCUCGCUCUGCAGCAGAAAGGUCAGCAGGUGAUUGAAGAGCAGCGUCGUCGUCUGGCCGAGCUCAAACAGAGAGCGGCGGCGGAGGCUCAGUGCCAGUGGGAGGCGCUCCACGGCUCUCAGACCCACCUCCACCAGCCCCCCUCUAUGGGCCCCCCUCCUAUGGUUCACCACUCCAUCCUGCACCACCAGCCCCCGUCAGCCGGAGAGCAGCCGUACGACACUCUGAGCCUGGAGAGCUCCGACAGCAUGGACACCAGCGUGUCCACGGGGAACAACUCGGCCUGCUCGCCAGACAACAUGUCCAGUGUCGGAGGAGUGGACUCGCUGAAGAUCGAGGAGAUGGAGAAGAUGCUGAAGGAGGCGCAGCUGGAGAAAGCCAGACUCAUCGAAUCACGGGAACGAGAGAGCCUGGCUCGCCGUCAGAUGCUGGAGGAGGAGAGGAGGAGGAGGGAGGAGGCGGAGAAAAGACUGCAGGAUGAAACUUUCCACCGGCAGCAGCUCGUGGAGAAAGAGGUCAAGAUGAGGGCCAAGAACUUCUCUCAGGCUCGUCCUAUGACUCGCUACCUGCCCAUCAGGAAGGAGGAGUUCGACCUGCGCUCUCACGUGGAGUCGUCAGGCCACAGCGUGGACACCUGCUACCACAUCAUCAUCACCGAGAAGAUGUGCAAGGGCUACCUGGUCAAGAUGGGAGGCAAGAUCAAGUCCUGGAAGAAACGCUGGUUCGUCUUCGACCGCCUCAAGAGGACCCUCUCCUACUACGUUGACAAACACGAGACCAAACUGAAGGGUGUGAUCUACUUCCAGGCGAUAGAGGAGGUCUAUUACGAUCACCUCCGCAGUGCCACCAAGAAGGGAUUUUUCAACUUGAAUAUGACCAGUAGCCCCAACCCCUCGCUGACCUUCUGCGUGAAGACCCACGACCGGCUCUACUACAUGGUGGCCCCCUCAGCCGAGGCCAUGAGGAUCUGGAUGGACGUCAUCGUCACGGGAGCGGAGGGAUACACACAGUUCAUGAACUGAGAGCGAGAGAGCGGAGGUGAUGAGCUAAUAGUUUCGGCAGGGACUCUCCCAUCACAGACUCUGUAGGCCCUUCUUCCUGUUUCCAGUCCACCGCAGACACCACGCCUUGUUUUUAUUCAUUUUUAAUCUCACCUUUUGAUUUUUCUGUGUCGACGUUCACCUCCGCGUUUUCUACGUGAUUCUGUUUGGAUUUAAAAAGGGAGCCCGUGAAGGACACACACACACACACACACACACACACACACUAACACACACAAACACACACACACA